AUGUCCAAUUUCAUGCACAAAGUCAAAGACGCCAUGACCGAUCGCGACGAGAGAGACCCCCGGAACACCUACAGCUCCAACCCCACGAACCAAAGCCAAACCUCAAAGCCUUAUAACUCUUCCAGCAUGGAGACUCGAACCUCACGUCCAUCCAACACCAACACCAUGGGCAAUACUGGCUCUGGCUUCGGCGGUGAUUCAUACGGAUCAAACACUAUGCGUGGUAGCGGUUCAGGAGAUGUCAACGCCGGACCGCACGAUUCCAAGUUUGCGAACAAAAUGGAUCCGCGCGUCGAUAGUGACCGGGAUAACCGAGGCAACUACGACGACUCCGGUUUCGGUGGUGAUUCUUAUGGAUCGAACACCAUGCGCGGCAGUGGUGGUUCAGGCAAUAUCAACGCCGGUCCCCACGAAUCGAAGACCGCCAACAAGCUAGACCCGCGCGUAGAUAGUGACCAAGAUAACCGGGGUAAUCCGAACAAACCCACGAAUCCAUUCCAAUCCCAGCCCAGUCAGGGAUACCAGGGCUCCCAGAGCUCCCAGGGCGCACCCUCCUUCAACUCCGCGAGUAACAUGAGCAACACGGGCACAGGCAUGGGACAGCCGCCCCUCGCCGCGGACAAUCAUGUAUCAAGUGAAGAGAACUAUUCUAGUUCCACACAGGAGCACAAGUCUCGCUCACAGACUUCGCAUGCUGCUCCUUGUCAGGAUCCUCAAAUAGGUAGUCAGAUGGGCAGUCAGAUGGGUAGCCAGAUGGGAGGGCCGAUGGGUAGCCAGAUGGGAGGGCCGAUGGGUAGCCAGAUGGGAGGUCCGAUGGGUAGCCAGAUGGGAGGUUCGAUGGGUGGCCAGAUGGGACAGCAGUUUGGUGGUAAUGCUGCGGGUGGAAGUAGCUAUAACCAAGGCGAUACUAUGGGUAGACAGCUUGGAGGUCAGGGUAACGUAAAUAAGCUUGGGACUGGAAUGAAUGAGCAGCAGCAGCAGCAGCAGGGCCAGGGGAUGGGCAAUCAGCGCGGGUAUUAG
Messenger RNA from Penicillium maclennaniae, 1020 nucleotides. Its product is annotated as cell surface protein. The transcript has 3 exons. NCBI's taxonomy places the organism in Eukaryota, Fungi, Ascomycota, Eurotiomycetes, Eurotiales, Aspergillaceae. The record is from RefSeq and is a predicted model, not a curated record. Bases 1 to 1020 code for a protein of 339 amino acids.